This is a messenger RNA of Candida tropicalis MYA-3404, 1359 nucleotides long. RefSeq lists its product as uncharacterized. Gene Ontology annotation, biological process: rRNA processing; ribosomal large subunit assembly. Gene Ontology annotation, cellular component: preribosome, large subunit precursor. The transcript has a single exon. Lineage: Eukaryota; Fungi; Ascomycota; Pichiomycetes; Serinales; Debaryomycetaceae. The annotation marks the transcript as partial. The record is from RefSeq and is a predicted model, not a curated record.
AUGAAUGUGUAUAUUGAAAGGGUUUCUAAUGAAGACUUACCUAACUUGUUGGAAUUUGCUAGUGAAUUAAUUUCAGAAAUGGAUAGACUCAAGAAAGAAACUCCUUCUGAAUUAAAGGAUUCAAACAAGAAAUUAGUGGCUGCUUUGAAAACUCAAAAAAGAAAGUUGUUAAGUGAUACCAUUAAGGAAAUUAGAAGAUCUGGUUUGAAAACAAGUUUGACAUCUAACAUUUUGGCUACCCAAAAAUCCAUUAACUUAAUUCUUGCCAAUUCAGUAUCGUUUGAUAAUUCUAUGAUUAGCAAUUGUGACCCAUAUUUUUUCAGAAUAUUGGACUUGUUACCAAGAUUGAGAGCUAGUGUCAGUGAAGGAACCGAAGAAGUACCACAAGUUGAUAUUGAAAAAGGAUUAUCAGCAGUUGAAAACUUGAUUCAUUCUUUAAUUGUUACUCGUGUUCCAGUUAAGAAAUUCUCAGAGAACUUAGAAUCAUUGUCCAAGUGGUAUGAAAAAGUCUACAACCUUGCUAGCUUAAACAAUUUAUCACAUACUGUGGCUCCAGUGAGUGUUUCCGACUCUAUCAAAAUGAAUAUUGAAAGUAUUCGUCAUGUCCAAUUCUGGUUACCCAAAUUGUUGGAUUACGCUUUAGUUACAUUGGAAUCUGUUAAGAAGAUAGGGUUCGAUGUUUCGUCGUCAUUAUUCUAUCAAUUGAAAAUUAAGUUGAAUGAAUUGGUGUUGAGUGUUGAUGAAGUUGUUUAUUCUGAUAGUACUUCAAAGUAUAUUGAAAACUUUGGAAGAUUCUAUAAUUCAAUCGUUGCAUCUUUGAAUACCUGGAAGGUGGAAAACUCUGAGGUUUCUUUUGUCGCUGAUGUUGUGUUGAAAUGGAUAUCUAAUAAUUCAACCAUUGGUGAGAUUACUAAUUCUACUUCAUUGGAAUCUUUGGAAAGUGUCGAAAUAGUUGAAAAAGAAUUUAGAAAUCUUACGAAUUCCAUUAUUUUGGUUGUUCAAAAAGUUGUGGAAUGUCAAAAGCAAGAUGAAAUUUCCAGAGAUGAUGACAAUUGGUUGGUUUUGUCUCAACAUAGAAUGUCUGAUUAUAUAAAGAAUCUCAGAUUGAAUACUAUCAUUGCAAAAUUAUCCAAAUGUGUUAACAUGGCACUUUCGGUUGAACAUAAUUUGCAAACAUCUGAAAUGAUCUCCGCUUUGGUUUCUUUUACUUAUCCAGUGAUUAACCAAUUUUUCAAAUUGAGUUUGAAGGUGUUUGAGAAAACAAGAGUGAAUUAUUACGAUUUGGCAAAGGCAACUUUCAUUUUAUCAAAUUCUCUUUACACCUUAUCUACUAAAGGUUUCUGUACUCCUGAGAAACCA